Chironomus riparius is the source of this 465-nucleotide messenger RNA. The record is from the annotation of a GenBank genome assembly. Lineage: Eukaryota; Metazoa; Arthropoda; Insecta; Diptera; Chironomidae.
AUGAAUUCACUGAUUAAAAGUACUUUAAAAAUAAGAACAGCCACUAAUGUUUUCAAAAUUUUGGCAGCACAAAAUAGAAAUUUCACAAUAAGUCAGGCAAGUUUCAAGCAAGCAGAGGUAGAAGCUAAGAAUCCUGAGACACCACUUAAGUUCUUUGGAUCUGGUGCUCAAACUUUUAAGACAAAAUCUAGUCGAGUUGGCUCAUUUGAUCCAGAUGAAAUUCCAUGGUUCCAACCAUAUCUCGUCAUAGGAAGCGUUGCCAUCUUCAUGCUCUAUUUCUGCGUACUUAGAGAAGAAAAUGAUGUGGAUGCUCAUUUAGGAAAGUCACUUUUCGAGCAAGUUCCAAGUCUCGAGUCUACAACAUUAAUUAGCUUAUAUAAAUACAAUUCAGAAAAUAAUAUAGACAAUACAGAUGUGAUUAAGCGACUUCUUGAGCUUGGAGUAGAUCCACGCCAAAUUCAAUAA